Apiotrichum porosum is the source of this 2493-nucleotide messenger RNA. RefSeq lists its product as uncharacterized. Gene Ontology annotation, molecular function: aldehyde-lyase activity. The record is from RefSeq and is a predicted model, not a curated record. The coding region runs from base 1 to 2493 and encodes 830 amino acids. Gene Ontology annotation, biological process: carbohydrate metabolic process. The transcript has 3 exons. Lineage: Eukaryota; Fungi; Basidiomycota; Tremellomycetes; Trichosporonales; Trichosporonaceae.
AUGCCUAGCGUUGCUGAAGCUAACGCUUCGGCCUAUGGCCCGACGCGCACCACCGUCACCACUCCCAACACCCUCACCGCCGAGGAGGAGGACAAGACGGACCGCUACAUGCGCGCCUGUCUCUACCUCUGUAUUGGUAUGAUCUACCUUCGUGAGAACCCCCUCCUGAGGGAGCCUCUCUCGACCAAGCACCUCAAGGCCCGUCUCCUCGGCCACUGGGGUUCCGACGCCGGCCAGGUCUUCACCUGGAUCCACAUGAACCGCCUCAUCAAGAAGUACGACUUGAACUCGCUGUUCAUCUCGGGUCCCGGCCACGGUGCCCCCGCUGUGCUCUCCAACUCGUACCUCGAGGGUGUCUACUCUGAGGUCUACCCCGACAUCACCGAGGACGUCGGUGGCAUGCAGCGCUUCUUCAAGCAGUUCUCUUUCCCUGGUGGAAUCGGUUCGCACGCCACGCCCGAGACUCCUGGCUCGCUCCACGAGGGUGGUGAGCUCGGUUACUCGAUCUCACACGCUUUCGGCACUGUCUUUGACCACCCGGAUCUCAUCUCGCUCACCAUGGUCGGUGACGGUGAGAGCGAGACUGGCCCGCUUGCUACCUCGUGGCACAGCACCAAGUUCCUCAACCCCGUCACUGACGGCGCCGUCCUUCCUGUCCUGCACCUGAACGGUUACAAGAUUAACAACCCCACCAUCCUUGCGCGUGUCUCCCACGAGGAGAUUGAGGCCCUCUUCAUCGGCUACGGCUGGAAGCCGUACUUUGUCGAGGGCGAGGACCUGUCGACCAUGCACCAGGCCAUGGCUGCCACGCUGGAGCAGUGUGUCACCGAGAUCAAGGACAUUCAGAAGAAGGCACGUGACUCUGGCGUGCCCUUCCGUCCCCGCUGGCCCAUGAUUGUGCUGCGCUCGCCCAAGGGCUGGACUGCCCCCCGCUCCGUCGACGACCACUACCUCGAGGGCUUCUGGCGUGCCCACCAGGUGCCCAUUCCCGAUGUUGCCACCAACCCCAAGCACCUCGAGGUGCUCGAGAAGUGGAUGCGCUCGUACGAGCCCGAGAAGCUCUUCACCAAGGAGGGCAAGCUUAUUCCCGAGCUCAAGGAGCUUGUCCCGCCCAAGCCCCUUCGCUUGUCCGAGAACCCCAUCGCCAACGCCGGUACCCGCCGCGCGCUGCACCUCCCCGACUUCCGCAAGUACGCGUUCAAGAACAUUACCCCCGGUGUCUCAAACCUCGGUGCCAUGGCCAACAUGGCCUGCUGGCUGCGUGACGUUGUGGCCAAGAACCAGACCAACUUCCGUCUCUUUGGCCCCGACGAGACCGAGUCCAACAAGCUCGGCGAGGUCUACAAGGCCGGCCAAAAGGUCUGGAUGGGCGACUACCUGCCCGAGGACGCCGACGGAGGCAACCUCACGUUCAACGGCCGUGUCAUGGAGAUGCUCUCCGAGCACACAGUCGAGGGCUGGCUCGAGGGCUACAUCCUUUCUGGCCGCUACGGUCUGCUCAACUCGUAUGAGCCCUUCAUCCACAUCAUCGACUCGAUGGUCGGCCAGCACUGCAAGUGGAUUGAAAAGGCCCUCGAGGUCGAGUGGCGUAACAAGAUCCCCUCGCUCAACAUCCUGCUCACCGCCACCGUCUGGCGCCAGGACCACAACGGUUUCACCCACCAGGACCCCGGCUUCCUGGACGUUGUCGCCAACAAGAGCCCCGAGGUCGUGCGCAUCUACCUUCCCCCCGACGGCAACUGUCUCCUGUCGGUCAUGAACCACACGCUCGCGUCGUCCAACUACGUCAACGUCAUUGUCGCCGACAAGCAGGACCACCUGCAGUUCCUCGAGAUGGACGAGGCCAUUGCCCACUGCACCAAGGGUCUGGGUAUCUGGGAGUGGGCCUCGAUCCGCCCCUUCGAGGAGCCCGACGUCGUCAUGGCCGGCUGUGGUGACGUUGUCACCGCCGAGGCCCUCGCCGCCACGGCCCUGCUCCACGAGCACCUCCCCGAGCUCAACAUCCGCUUCGUCAACGUCGUCGACCUGUUCAAGCUCAUCUCGCACGAGGACCACCCCCACGGCCUCAAGGACAAGGAGUGGAAGUCGAUCUUCACCGACGACAAGCCCAUCAUCUUCAACUUCCACUCGUACGCCUGGCUCGUCCACCGCUUCACCUACAAGCGUCCCGGCGCCGCCAAGCACCUCCACGUCCGCGGCUACAAGGAGAAGGGCAACAUUGACACGCCGCUCGAGCUCGCCAUCCGCAACCAGACGGACAGGUACACGCUCGCCAUGGACGCCAUCGACCGCCUGCCCAAGCUCGGCAACCGUGGCUCCAUGGUCCGCCAGCAGCUCAAGGACCUCCAGAUCAAGGCCGAGCAGGAGGCAUUCGAGAACGGUAUCGACCCAGAGUACAUCCGCAAGUGGUCGUGGCCCUACGCAAAGUCCAAGGGCGAGGUCGAGGUCCUCGCCUCGGCCAGUGGCCAGGGCGAGGUGGGCUUCACCGAGUAA